Messenger RNA from Trichoderma virens Gv29-8, 945 nucleotides. RefSeq lists its product as uncharacterized. Gene Ontology annotation, biological process: protein phosphorylation. The record is from RefSeq and is a predicted model, not a curated record. Gene Ontology annotation, molecular function: ATP binding; protein kinase activity. NCBI's taxonomy places the organism in Eukaryota, Fungi, Ascomycota, Sordariomycetes, Hypocreales, Hypocreaceae. The coding region runs from base 1 to 945 and encodes 314 amino acids. The transcript has 5 exons.
AUGCCUGAAACAAAGACAACACGGCCUGCGGCUGGAGAUCAGUGGACUAAGAGACUGAAGCUGAACCAUAGUGCGGCGGCCAUUAGCCUCGCCCAGCCUGCACCGAAAUCAGCAGCACAAUUGAGCACAGCCUCUACUGAAACUACUCACGCUGAAAGUUGCCAUCUGUUGUCGUUUGCAUCCGCCAGAGAGAUUGUUGACAAAGCUUCUGUCCCCAUCUUGGACCUCACAGACAGAGAAACGGCUAUUAUCCAGGUCACACACACCGUAAGCGUGGACGUAUCUGAUCCGAUAUCUGCAACAAAUACGGCAGCCGCAUAUCAACUACAGCGAAUUAAACGCUUGGGGGCCACCCUCUCUACAAGAGUCUUCAAGUGCCGGCACUCUGCUAUUCCUAAGCCUGUGGUUGCUAAAGUUCUUCGAUAUAAAGGGGACUCAGCCUCUAAACUUGCUAGAUUUGCAGAAGUAUGGAAGCGAGAAAAGCUAGUGCUUGAAAAUCUAAAGCAUCAAUACAUUGUAUCAUUGCAAGCUUUUGAUGGCCGCAUGUUUGCAUCAUAUCUGGAGCUGCUCCAAGGGUCCGGCGGAACGCCUUGGUAUCUCCCUCCUGAGAUUAUGAAAAUGAAAAUACGCAGCCCGCCAGGUGAUACAUGGGCUCUUGGGGUUACAAUACUCUACGUACUUGGCAAGAUCAAAUUUCUGGAAGGACGUGGCAGAGGGUGGCCAAUUCAAAAAUUAACUACGCCAGGGGAGCCACAAAUUCAGAUGAACAAAUGGAUGGAUAUCGCCACCUGCCGUAGGGCUGAACUGAAUAAAGUGGACAAGGCGGAUCAAAGACAAAAGAUCGAAUGUCGUAUAUCCAAAAUGUUCGAAAUCAAACGUGUAUUGCGGAUCCAGGCUGGAAGUACAUGCGACUACAUACUUCUACUCCGUACAAGUGGUAAAUAA